AUGCUUCAGACAUCACCGGAUUUCUUAUCAACACCCCUAAUAAUUCCAGUUGAAGCAAUAUUAAAUGUUAUUGGUCGUAAUUAUGAUGAACAAAUUAAUUUAACAUCAAGAUAUAAUCAGAGACGAAUUCCGAUUAUUGAUGGUCAAACCCGUAUAUAUCAAACAAAUUCAAAUUUAUAUCAUAAAUUAAAUGAUCGAAUACGUGUGAGUCGGCCGGACCAAGUUUGCGCAUAUUCACCUCAAAAACCAUUUGUACAUUCAACAAAUGGUAAAAAUCCCAAUUAUUAUGGUAUGCGUACAAUUAUAUUUGGUCGAAAUAAUAAAAUUGAUUACAAUAACAAUACAAAUGAACAACUGCCAACCACUCCACUCGAUUUUACACACGAAGAAUUUAAUAAUGAUUCAUUAUCAGCAACACCAAUAAUUACUGAUCCUCCUAUAUCUAUUACACCUACGGUUUAUAUAGCCGAACAUCAUGAUUCAACAACUUCUGCUACUUUAAAACAUUUUCAUGAAUUCAAUCAGCAAAAUUCAAUGGAAAAAAAAGAUUCCGAUAAACAACUGAGACGAACAAAUAUACCACGUAAAUAUCGUUAUGCUAAUCUAGAAGCAACAAAAUUUUUAAUAUGCACAUACUGUCAACUCCAAUUUAAAACUAAAACACAAUUAUAUUGUCAUACAGCUAAAUGUCAAUAUGAAACAUCAAUAAAAAUGAACAAAACUCAGAAUACAAUAACAAAAAAUGCUCAACUUUCUCAAGAUAUUCGACAAAAAAACUCGACACAUUUUUCUGAAAUAUAUUCAAACAAUGAAUCAACAUCAAGUAUUACCAUGCUUAAGAAAUUUGAUAAACAAGAACAAUUAUCAACAUUUGUUAUACAAUCAUCAUCGUUAGAAAAUAACUCGUUUGAAAUGAAAACUGAGAACACAAACAAUGAUAACAAUGACGUUAAGAUGAAAAAUAAAUUAUCAUCAAAAAUGACAACAUUAGAUGAACAACAAAAAUUGAUUAUAAUUAAACCGCGAUUAAAACGUAAAAAAUCAUUUGAAAAAUAUAGUAGUGAUAAAUAUUAUAUAUCAUCCGAUUAUUCAAAGACUCGAAUUAAAUUUAGUAAGGAUAAAGUAUAUGACGUUAAAAAACAAACAACACGAAGAACAAAGAAGAAUAUAAAUCCUCAGAAUAGUCAAGAUGAUAGUGCAAAACAAAAAUCAGCAGAUGUGUGCGAUAUAUGUCGUGAUCUGAAAGAUAAGAACACAAUGGAUUCUCUAACUGAUGAAUUAGUUAUAUAUUCGUGGCAAUGUCUCGAAUGUAAAUUAUGUUUGGUCUGUGGUAAUUCAGAAAAUGAUGAAAAAUUAUUAGUUUGUGAUCAGUGUGAUCGUGGUUACCACAUGUACUGUUUGACACCACCGCUUAAUAAAACACCUGAUGGAUAUUGGCAUUGUCAAUUUUGUAUGAAUGACAUCCCUCUAGCCUAUUUUCUAUCAUAUCUAGUUGCUGUACAACUCGGUCAUACAAAAGUUGAAUUUCCAUUCAUCAGCCAAUCAUCAACUGAUUCACCAGAAAGUUGUAUUUUUUCUCAAAUAAUCAAUUUUACAUCAUUUGUCUUGGUAGUAACAAUUUAUAUUCGUCAUCGUCAAAUAUCUCAGUUGAUUCGAAAUAAUCCAACAUGUGGAAAUAAAUAUACUUAUACAAAUCAAGCCUUUCUAAUUUUUGGCAUUUUAACAGCAUUCGGCUUAAGUGUUGUGUCAAAUUUUCCUCAUACAAAUGUUUCUAAUGUACGAUUAGCCGGCGUAUUUUUAAUGUAUAUAUCGAGUAUUUGCUGUCUCUAUUGUGAAAUGUUACUCUCACUAUGGAUUCGUCCAUUACUAUAUUACACAAAUCUAAUACCAAUAUUAAGAGUAAUUAUAUGUAUCAUUGGAACGUUGGCAUUACUUGGAGUGGUCAUAUUUCAAAUGAUAACUAUUGUUAAAUACGAUAAUGACAGAAAAACAUGGUCAUCUAAAGAUCCGGGUUGGACAUAUCAUCUUACGACUACAAUAUGUGCAUGGAUCUUAACAUCUUUAUUACUCUUUUAUAUUUUAACAUUUAUUGUUGAUUUUCGUCGAAUUAAAAUUAUUUCACCAAAAAUAUUUCUUACACAUGAUAUUGUUGAUGUUAUCGAGGAUGUUUAA
Didymodactylos carnosus is the source of this 2172-nucleotide messenger RNA. The record is from the annotation of a GenBank genome assembly. Lineage: Eukaryota; Metazoa; Rotifera; Eurotatoria; Philodinida; Philodinidae.